This is a messenger RNA of Sesamum indicum (sesame), 1837 nucleotides long. Its product is annotated as splicing factor Prp18 family protein. Gene Ontology annotation, biological process: RNA splicing; generation of catalytic spliceosome for second transesterification step. Gene Ontology annotation, cellular component: U2-type post-spliceosomal complex; U4/U6 x U5 tri-snRNP complex; U5 snRNP. The record is from RefSeq and is a predicted model, not a curated record. Lineage: Eukaryota; Viridiplantae; Streptophyta; Magnoliopsida; Lamiales; Pedaliaceae.
CGGCUAUUCCGCUUGGCAGUAAUAUUGUGCGAGUGCCCCGGCCUACAUUGGAUAGUCGGACCCCUUAACGCAGUGACGAAAAUACCCUCCGCACUCAAUCCAACUUUUAACUCCACUCCGUCCACGGGAAUCAGAGAAAACCCUAGCACCAUUCCCCGAUCCCCAAUCUUUUCAACAUCGCUGGACUGUGAAAUUAGCGGAAACCCUAGCAGAUAUCAUAUUCGGCCAUGGAUAUUCUAAAGCAGGAGUUGCUGAAGAAAAGACAAAGUCUCGCAGAGGACGUUGGCGGUAAGAAAGUCUUCAAGCGCUCCGAGAUCGAGCAGAAACGCCUCCAGCGGCUGCGAGAAGAGGAAAAACGCGAAGCCGAGGCCAAAGCACUUCGUCAAAAGAAAUUACAGCAAGAGCAGCAGAGUGAUGAUCCCAAUUCAUCAUCUAACCCAAAAUCCAAUCCUGAAAUCCCAAAAUCUAAGCCGGAGUCAUCGUCCUCCAAAUCCCUAGUUGAAGAGAAAAACAUUGACGAUCUCAAUCUCCCGAAACAAGAAGUCAUCCGCCGCCUCCGCUUCUUAAAACAACCGGUGACUCUCUUCGGAGAAGACGAUGAGGCGAGACUUGACCGUCUGAAGUUCGUGUUGAAGGCUGGAUUAUUUGAAGUCGAUGACAGUGAUAUGACGGAAGGGCAAACUAAUGAUUUUCUGCGGGAUAUCGUGGAGUUGAAGAAGCGGCAGAAAUCAGGGAUAUUGAGUGAUAGAAAGAGAAAGUCGACGGAGGAUGGGGGAGAGGAUAAGGAGAGUGGAGGUGGGGAUGAGGAUCUAAGUGGGGAUGGAGCAUCCUCCGGGAUGGAUCACGACAAGGAUUUGAAACGGAUGAAGGCGAACUUUGAGGAGUUGUGCGACGAGGAUAAGAUUCUUGUGUUUUUCAAAAAGUUGUUGAAUGAGUGGAAUCAGGAGCUAAAUGAGAUGAGUGAGGCGGAGAAGAGGACAGCCAAAGGGAAGUCGAUGGUUGCCACAUUUAAGCAGUGCGCACGAUAUUUGAAUCCGCUGUUUAAGUUCUGCAGAAAGAAGGUUCUUCCUGAUGAUAUUCGACAAGCAUUGAUGGUGGUUGUUGAUUGCUGUAUGAAGCGGGAUUACCUAGCUGCAAUGGAUCAUUACAUUAAACUUGCAAUUGGAAAUGCUCCUUGGCCUAUUGGUGUUACUAUGGUUGGUAUUCAUGAACGUUCUGCACGUGAAAAGAUUUAUACUAACAGUGUGGCACACAUCAUGAAUGAUGAGACAACCCGUAAGUAUUUGCAAUCUGUCAAGAGAUUGAUGACUUUCGCCCAACGACGUUAUCCAACUAUGCCUUCCAAAGCUGUUGAGUUCAAUAGCCUGGCAAAUGGUAGUGAUUUGCAGUCACUAUUAGCAGAAGAGAGGUCGUCUGGAGAGAAGCAUCAUUCUGAGGAGAGGCUCCUAUUGAUGCCUGCUACAAAAGAUGACUAGUUAACAUGUGUACAUGAGGGGUAACAAUUGCCCUGAUCAUUCUCAUGUUCUAGCCAAAGUAUACGAUGAGUAACAUGUGAUUUUAUGACGGAACAUUAUGUUCUUAAUGUUGACUCUCGCUUUUGGUGAGAGGCUGUAAAUGUAACCAUUCCAGAUGGCCUCUAUGUUUAUGUAGUUGAUAUGCUCAUGUAAACAUGAAUUAGUGCUUCUUAAGAGUUGGUGAGCUGGGAGCUGUUUCUUUUUUAAUUUGUGGCGGAUGAAAUUGAUAGCAAUUCAACAUGUAUGGAGAAAAAAGAUUUCUAAGUAGCACCGUGCUGGCUAAACCUUACUUGGGAAUGUAAUGCUUAACCCCAGCUUUCCUG